Diaporthe citri is the source of this 477-nucleotide messenger RNA. RefSeq lists its product as uncharacterized. The transcript has a single exon. NCBI's taxonomy places the organism in Eukaryota, Fungi, Ascomycota, Sordariomycetes, Diaporthales, Diaporthaceae. The record is from RefSeq and is a predicted model, not a curated record. The coding region runs from base 1 to 477 and encodes 158 amino acids.
AUGGAUGGCGCGCAAGACAAGGAUACGGGCUCCUUGCUGGAUGAUGAUGAUGGCGAAUUCAUCGACCACGAUGAAGCACACGGGGUGUUCAGAUCGCCAAGACCUUCUGUCACGUUGCAAGAGCUGCAAGAGCGGGAGUCCAGAAAACACUCGGGCGGUGGCGACAGCAAAAAGGCCAGCGCAAGCCCUUUUGCCAUGAGAGGUGGCAUAUUCGGGGGGAAUCCGUUGAAUGAUCUGUGGAAAGCACAGGAGAUGGACGUAGGAGGGGAUCCAUGCCUCCUUGCAGGGAGUGCAGUUUUGGACGCAGAAGCGCACCGAGCAUGGGACGAAGCUGCGAGGGAGAAGCACAAUGAGAUCAAUUGGAGGGAUGAAGGCGUCUUCAGUGAUUCGGAGACAGAAGAUUUAGUAUUUGUUGACUCGGACAUGGAAGAUGCCGAGGAGGCAUCCAGCGAUGACGGGCGAAAUUUGGAAGCAUGA